Messenger RNA from Photinus pyralis (common eastern firefly), 5166 nucleotides. It is a transcript of the gene zfh1, whose product is annotated as zinc finger protein 1. NCBI's taxonomy places the organism in Eukaryota, Metazoa, Arthropoda, Insecta, Coleoptera, Lampyridae. Gene Ontology annotation, molecular function: RNA polymerase II cis-regulatory region sequence-specific DNA binding; DNA-binding transcription factor activity, RNA polymerase II-specific. Bases 57 to 2819 code for a protein of 920 amino acids. The transcript is spliced from 5 exons. Gene Ontology annotation, biological process: regulation of transcription by RNA polymerase II; anatomical structure development. The record is from RefSeq and is a predicted model, not a curated record.
AAAUCUACGACAGUGUGGCCGACGUCCGUCGUGUGUAAAGCUUUUGUUAGUAGGCCAUGGUGGCGCGUAGUGAAAGCAUGUUUGGGUGCUACGAUAGCUACUCGUACAGACUCUGGAGCCUCGCUAACGUAUGGAGCACCUGUCAAUUCCCAUCCAUUGCCAACGGUUUAACAAAAGAAGUAGAAGAUCUCAAUUCUACACCAGAAUACUUCAUAAAAUGUCCACAAUGUCAGAAAGGUUACCAAAGCUUCCAAGCGCUCAAGGAACACAUGGAGACCGCGCAUCCCGAUAUAAGUUCCGUAGAAAACGCAGGAGGUGCGAUUCCAAAUUCCGUCUCACCGACUCCAAGUAUAUUAGGGCCAAGCGGACCUUACGGAUGUUCACAGUGUGCGACAUCUUUUACAUCUAAAGACCAAUUGGAAAAGCACGAACUUUUACAUUCGCCUAACGCUCAAGUGUCAUGUAAGAUUUGCAAUAAAACAUUUGCAAAUGUAUAUAGACUACAGCGGCACAUGAUAAGUCACGACGAAAGCGCAGUUUUACGCAAAUUUAAAUGCACCGAGUGCGAAAAGGCAUUUAAGUUCAAGCAUCACUUAAAGGAGCAUAUACGCAUCCAUAGCGGUGAAAAACCAUUCGAGUGCGGAAAUUGUGGAAAAAGAUUUUCGCAUUCGGGUUCCUAUUCUAGUCACAUGACGUCAAAAAAGUGCUUGGUGAUGAAUUUAAAACUGGGGCGAGCUCGAGGUUCGCCUGGAAAUGCUCUCUUAGACAAGACAUCGGCACAAAGCAACAGAAAUGCAAAACGAUUACCCGGAAACCCACUAAAUAAUAACAUAACCACCAGUCCUAAUCACAACGCAUAUUUGCCAAUUCUGCCGAAGUACACAGAAGCCGCUGCUGCCUUUUUGCACACUUCUCUCGCUUCUAACCACGGCAUCCUUCCUUUCUCAUAUAUGCCUCCUACGAGCUUGCUCAACAAUUCUGGUCCCACUAUAAGUCCCUAUACCAUGCCUUCCUUAAAUCACAUCCUGGAGCAACUUCAAGGAGCGUCACCCCACCGUCCGCAAUACAUAGAAGCGCCCGAAGAUAUGAGCGUUACAAAUUCAACUGAAAGCAUAAAACGAGAAGCCACUUCGCCCAAAUUAACUGAACCUGCUAUUAAUUUUAAGUCGAAUUCAUCUAGUUGUACGGAUCUCGUGAUGGCCACUGAGGGAGAGAAUGGCAACCCCGAUCAAUGUGUAUCAAAAGACGAUGGAAGUUCCACAGACAUUAAUAGUAAUGGUAGUGAUUUAGAAGCAGUAAAACGCAUUUUGGAGACCGUAAAUGCCUCGGUGACUAAGCAGUUAUUACAAGCCAAUAUGCAAAAAUAUACAACGGACAUAGAAAGUGACGAUAGAGCGACCCCACCACCAAGAGAGAAUUCUCAAAGUGAGUUAACAUGUAAUGGAUGCAAACAACGUUUUUCAAAUCGGCGUACACUAGAUGAACACGAAUGUGAUCAAACGGAUAUUAGAAGCGAAGGUUUAGCAGCUAAAUUAGAAGAUGCCGUAAAUAUUAAACUCGAAGACAGUCACAGCGGGAAUUACAGUUGCGAUGAAUACGAGAUGGAUUCCGAUCGUUUGGGCGAUAAGGGUUACGAUUACGAUAUGGAUUGCGAGUCUGUCACCACCACCGACCAGGUAUCUGAAGACGGACGAAAAGUGAGGGUCCGGUCGUUAAUUGCCGACAAGCAGUUAAAAGUUUUGAAAGAUCAUUACAACAUGAAUCCAAGACCAAAACGGGAGGAGCUAGUUAAAAUUGCUGAUAAAAUCGGUUUUCCCGUUCGAGUAGUGCAAGUGUGGUUCCAAAACACAAGAGCUAGAGACAGACGUGAAGGUAGAUUAAUACAAGUACCCUACAGUCCGAUCGGUACAAUGCCACUACAGUUACCCCCAUCAAUGGUGCCUUCCAGCUCUCAGUCGCUAGGUCACAGAGUAAAUUACCCUCUAGUGCCAUCACCUCAAUACAACUCUGAGCAACCUCUAGAUUUGUCAACGAAGAAAAGUCCUCUGUCCUCGCAUUCGUCUCCUAGUGGAUCGCCGCAAAGGCCGCCUUCUUCAAAUCCCCAUUCAGACUCCGGCGAAGAAGUUGUCAAUCUGUGCCAUAAAUCUUCACGAAGUCCGACGCCCUUCCACCAGUCGUACCAAAACCAUUACCAACACUCAAACUCCUCAUCAGACCACCAUCGUUCACCCUCCCCUUUAGACUUCAACAGUACCAGCAAAUUGGCAAGGAUCUUAGCACAACCCACCCACUCUCUUUCACUGUCCAACGUCGGACUGGUUCCUAUGGAUGGGUUUAUGCGCUUACCGGCGUUAACGCAACUUAUAAAUAACAGAAUUUCAAGUUUAAGUCCCACUUCCGGUAAAAGAUGUUGGAGUGAAGAUAGUGAAUCAUUAGCACAUCAAGACGCAAUUCACGAUGAACUCAGCAAACGCAGCAAAAUUUCGCAGAUAGUCUUAAAAGGUUUGAAUAGCCCAAACCUUGGAAACAUUGACGGAGAAGUAGAAGGACAAUUCAUUUGUGACCAGUGUGAUAAAUCCUUUUCAAAGCAGAGUUCACUUGCUCGCCACAAAUAUGAACAUUCAGGACAACGACCUCAUAAGUGUGAUCAGUGCGCUAAAGCAUUCAAACAUAAACACCAUUUGACAGAGCACAAACGUCUUCACAGUGGAGAAAAACCGUUCCAGUGCAGCAAGUGCCUCAAACGCUUUUCGCAUUCAGGAUCCUACAGUCAGCAUAUGAAUCACCGCUUCUCGUAUUGUAAGCCGUAUAGAGAGUAAGCUAUCUAUAUAUUUAAUCUGCUAUUGUGCAAUGUUUCAAAAUACUCGUUCACUUGCCCUUUUGAUUUGCCAGAGUGAGAAUUAUUGUAUUAGUGUUAAUAUGAAUUUUACAAGCUACUAUAGUUUAUUUUAUAAUUUCACAUUUUUUAUACCGUGAAUGCAAUUGGAAAGUAGGUUGUUGGCGAAUUUAUGAAUUCAGAGUAUUAUCUGGAUGUCAAAGAUAGAGAUUUAGUUGAUCAAAAUAUCAACAUAGUACAUUUUUCAUCAAUUCCUUAUGUAAGUGCUUUGUGAACUGUGUGAGAAGAGCAUGCAAUUUCGAAAUGAUUUCCACUUUACGUUUAGUAUCAUUUGCAUCACAUUUUUCACAAGAAAACAUCUAGUCAUUAUUUAUAAAUUUUAAUUGCAAGUUUUACAUUUGCAUAAGCCAUCACAUUAUUACAAAUAAUAGUAUAAUUAAAUUUCCUAUAAAUACAUUAAAUUGAAACGUUCCUGUUUGAUUUACCUCAAGCAGUUAUAGUUAUAGCUUUAUUUUUCUGUGUUCCUUGGAUCAGAACACAUAAUGAGAUCAAAUAUUUUAUUCUCUUCUCUCACUUUCCAAAGAGAUUAAAAAUAAUGUUGGAUCAAUUACAAUCAUUGACGAAAUGCGCGAGCCAACAAUAACCGAUCUUUCAACUGAUCGAAUUGAAUUGAAUUUGAGUGAUGUCUGUUUAGUUGUAUAUUUUCUAUUUUAUCGGUCAUUUUAGACUUGUUUUAUGUUUUGUUAAAGAUCUUAAUUUUUUAUUACUGUGAUCAGUAUGCAGCAAAUUUCAUUGCUUUAUAUUGCGCAACAUUAAGUUUAAACUCAUUCACUCGAACUCUUGCUGCAUAUGGACCAAUAUGUUUUAUCUUUAUAGUUUUACUAUUACUUUAAAACUCUACUACUAACUGUAAAGCUGGUGUAUAUCGUUGUUAUACACAUUUAUUUAUAAAUAUUGUCCGGUACCUGUUAAAGAAUACUCAUUAGGCGUAUACAAAAAGAUAUGUAUGUGCGUAUUAGUGCCAAAUAGAAUCAACUGUCUUCCGCCACAAGGUUGCAGUGGUACCGACAAGCAGGCGAGGACACAAGAGCAAUGUAUCGAAUGUUUAGUCAUUACGUGCAAUUGGUUUUUACUAACUUGAACAAUUAGUUACCAAGAAUAAUUAGUCACUGAUAUAACAAUUUAUUGUGAUCAAAUAUAAGCCAUUAUUUUUUUAUUAUAGCCUUUGUACAUAUGUAAUAUUUUGCUUUGUAAGUGCCAUACACCAACGAAAUUGAGCCUAUUUGUGAUUCGAUACACACAGCUGGUUUCGAUACAUCGAUAAUAUGUAAUAAUUAUCUAUUAUAUAAAAAUAUUAAGACCUGCCUUUAGUUUUAUAUUAAAAGUACAAUAAGGGCGAGCGAUCAGCAAAGCCACUGCACAUCAAGUGUUACUUGACAAUACGUAGAACUGGUAGAUUCAACAAUACAAUGAACAAAUGGUGCAAGUGUUAUUUGCUAGGUUUAUAGGCAUUUAAUUUAAAUACCUACUACUGUAAGUUAACGGUGUUUAAGUUACCAAUUUAGGAUAUUUUAGAAUAUACAAGAGAGUUUCAAAAAUUAGGGUUAAUAUGAAAUCAUUCCAAAUUAUGUACCUAAUAUAUAUUAUAAUUUCCAGUGUAUGAACUUUAUAAAUGAGAUUUGUUGACAAUAACUUAGCCAUUUGAUAUAAACAAUAUAUAUUAUAAAUAUAUUAUUAUGAUUAGUACUGCUAAUUUAAGAUUUACUAUAAAGGUAGCAUUUAUUACUGAAUCUCAAAGUGUGGGAGAACAGUUUCAGAUAUUAAAAAAUUAUAUAUAUUGACAAAAUAUUAUAUACAACAUUAAUGAAUAAAAAGUUUUAAUUAAGAUACUCUCUAUGAAUCUCUGUGUAUACCUUGUACAUAUAUAUUAAGUGUUCACUUGUUUUUGUCUCUUUAUUCAAUUGUAUGAAUAUUAAAUGUCAUUUUGAAAUUUCUCUUAUCAUCUCUCUAUAUUUGUAACUGCGUUAAUUUAAUUCCAAUACUCUUAAGGACUUUUUAUUAUUUUGUAUAAUUUGUUUUUCAUUAUUAUCUAUCAAUGGCUAGUAUAACCAAAGAUUGUGUAGUAUAUGUAGCCAUUAAUUUGUUUAUUUUAUAAUAUGUUCCAUAUAUUUCGUACAUAGUCUACUGUUGUAUUUUUUUAUAUUGAUGGUCUUGUAAAAACGGUGGCUCUAAGAAAAAGUAUGUGUAAAUUCUUAAACAUUAAAUAUAUUAAUUUAAAAAGUUGGAAAUGUAUUUUACCCAAUACAAUAAAAUUACAUAAACAACUUCAA